Caenorhabditis auriculariae is the source of this 900-nucleotide messenger RNA. NCBI's taxonomy places the organism in Eukaryota, Metazoa, Nematoda, Chromadorea, Rhabditida, Rhabditidae. The record is from the annotation of a GenBank genome assembly.
AUGGCCUUCCAGGGUGCUCUGAAAGUCGACCCGCCGGUGUGCCCUAUCGCCGCCGACGGUGGCGUCUCCAAACACACGCUCACCAAUCAGUCCGACUUGCGGCUCGCAUUCAAAGUUGGUUGAAAAACUUUUUCGCUUUAGAUGCUGGCAUGGACCACUGUUAUAUGUCUUCAACAGGUCGUGAAAUAGUGUGGAAACUACUAAAACGAAAGGCGGAGACGAAGAUGUACUGUAGAAGCUGUGUGAGACCAAAGUAGAGAUUUUGAAGUUCUUCCGGAUACGUAAUUUAAAACAGGAGCGUAGUAAUUGUGUUAGUAUACUCAAGCGGUAAAAAUAUUUGAACCCUGCAAUCAAAAGAUUCCUCUUGUAGGUUGUAUUUUAGUCUAAAGAAAAGAAAAAGGAAUGGUCCUUUGAGAAAAUAGUAGAAAAAUAAUAAAUAUUGCAAAAUCGCAACAUUUUAUGGGAAUUUUGGACGGCGUAAAAAUAACUCAAUUUUAAGAAGUUUUAUGGUCGGGCGCAUCUUCUCCGUAAGCUUUUGGCAGCCAGCCAUUCCCAUGUCUCAAAUCCGAAUAUCUAACAACGAGAACUUAUUGUUCAAUUAGCAAUCUCUCAUCUCAGGUCCGCUCGACGAACAACUCUAAUUAUUCGGUGUCGGUGGUGCACGGUUUCGUCAACGCCGGCGAAUCGCUUGACUUCAAGAUCACCCGCGUGGUUUGGACUCGAGAUUCAUGGUGAACACGUCUUCCUCUUCAGAAGGGCAAGCCGAAGGCGGACCGACUGGUCUUCCAGUUUGCCAGCGUGGCCGGCGACGCCUCCGACCCGCAGGCGCCGUUCGCUUCCGGAAAGCCGGAAGGCGAGGUCGCCGGCGAGACCAUUGUCAAGCUAUCAGCCGCCGAAUGA